UAAAGCCUCACAAUCUCCUAUUUAAUACACUUGGAACAGUCAACACUAAUACAUGUAGUACCAAAUGUGUGCACUAAACUCGGCUGAAUGCCGUGGCCAGGUAUAGUACAAAUGGUCCAUCUAGAGUUUGAAUGUCCCAGGUUCCAGUCCCUAACUGGUCGUUUUUCCUCCCUGGACAUAUGACAACCAACUAAAUGUAUGAUUUGACAAGCUCAGACUUUUAUUCAUCUGUUCAAGAUUUGAUUGGAAAGGUGAUUCACGAUGAAGAAGGUGACAAAAACACUGGAGGGCUACUGUUUCAGGCAAUCUGUUAUGGACUGGGAAAUUUCUCAGAAUGUGUUAUAGCAAGAUACCAACUUUGUCUUCUAAUGGCGCUGAGGGAACAUCUCAAGAUAAAUGCCAGGGAGUGCCUCCUGUAUGAUCCAAAGUUCAGGGAUGAGGAAAAACAUAUCCUAAAUAAUCUUGGUUUCCAUGUGAUUGACAAAAAUGAAGAGGGUAAGCGGCCAUGCUCCCUGGAUACGAGGACACUGUUUUACAUGCCUCACUGUGGAAAGAGUCUAUGUAACAAUCUCCUUUGGGCUAACUGGAGCAGACAGCACUUAUCCAACAUGGUUGUCAUUGGCAACAGUUUUACCAGCAUCAUUGACAACACUCCAAGCAGACUUCUGGAGAAAACUGGUGGCUAUAUUCAACGUUUGUACCCCUACUGUACAGAGGUACCCUUACCCACGACCUUCAAGUUCACAGACAUUUUUAACGAUACUGCCAUUCACAGUUUUCCUGCCAACAAACUCCGAAAUGCUCCUGAAGAAUUCUGGGAUAGCCCUUCAGAGCCUCGCUAUGAGGAAGAGGAUGUAGAAUUCAUCUCAAAUAAACAAAGAUAAAAGUA
Molecule: messenger RNA, 889 nt
Organism: Pecten maximus
Lineage: Eukaryota; Metazoa; Mollusca; Bivalvia; Pectinida; Pectinidae
Product: SRR1-like protein
Exons: 7
Coding region: 195-884 (229 amino acids)
Biological process (GO): microtubule-based process
Cellular component (GO): cytoplasm; nucleus
Source: RefSeq, a predicted model, not a curated record